Molecule: messenger RNA, 1698 nt
Organism: Ruditapes philippinarum (Manila clam)
Lineage: Eukaryota; Metazoa; Mollusca; Bivalvia; Venerida; Veneridae
Product: b(0,+)-type amino acid transporter 1-like
Exons: 2
Coding region: 10-1473 (487 amino acids)
Biological process (GO): amino acid transmembrane transport
Cellular component (GO): membrane
Molecular function (GO): L-amino acid transmembrane transporter activity
Source: RefSeq, a predicted model, not a curated record
AUUAUAAAGAUGGAUAAAGUGAAGAGCAAAUCGCAGCCUAUGAAUCAAAGUGAUAAUGAGUCAGUUAUUAUAGAUGUUGCCAAACCAAAAGUUCAUAUAAGUUUAUUUGGUGCAGUGACGUUUGGAAUGGGAUCUAUGAUUGGAUCAGGAAUAUUUAUAUCACCAGCUGGUACUCUUCAUAACUCAGGCUCUAUAGGAAUGAGCCUCAUCAUGUGGACAUUUUGCGGACUGUUAUCCUUACUAUUUGCGUUGGUGUACGGCGAACUCGGCAGCUUAUUGCCACACUCGGGGGGAGACUUCAGCUAUAUAAACAAAAGUCUUGGAAGGGUACCAGCAUUUCUUGUGGUGUGGACAGUACCUUUAUUCAGCAAUACCGCUUCUUUGGCUGUUCUUUCUCUUGUAUUUGCAAACUAUUUACUUGCAUUUCUUUUUCAGUCAUGCACACCAUCAAUAGCUAUGACAAAGUUAGUUGCUGCAACAAUGGUUUUAACACUAGGUGUUACCAAUACUUGGAGCGCAAAACUUGGGGCUUAUACGCAAAUAGUAUGCACGGUCGUUAAAGUAACUGCGCUUCUACUAAUUUCUCUAGGCGGAAUUGUGUUUCUAUGUCAAGGAAAAGUUCAUAAUUUUGAUAACAGUUUUCAAGGGUCAGCAACCGAUGUAACGUCAUAUACACUUGCAAUAUACAAUUGUAUGUUUGCAUAUGGGGGAUUUUCUCGAAUCGGAGAGAUAGCAGAAGAAAUUCAUAACCCCCAGCGGAACAUAUACAAAGCCGUUCUAAUAUCUGUUAUAUCCGUCACUUUUAUCUACGUCAUGACAAACAUUUCGUUUUUUACACUUCUUCCUAAAGCAAGUUUUCUUACAUCAAGCGCCGUAGCCUAUGAUUGGGCGUUAGAUGGAUUUAAACCUGUCGCAUUCUUGGUACCAUUAUGUGUUAUAGUGUCAGUAUAUGGCGCUAGCAAUAGUAAUAGUUUCGGUUCCAGUCGCAUUCUCUUUUCUGCAGCACGCGCUGGGCAUUUUCCGGAAGUGAUGUCAUUUUUAAACGUCAACUCGUCAGUUCCAGUUAUAUCCGUUAUGAUAAUACAUGGUAUAGCUUUAGUUUUGCUUAUUCCGGGCAAUAUCGGGACUCUCAUAAAUUUUCUUAAUUUUCUGAUAUUCAUAAUGAUGAUGCUAACAUCGAUUUCCUUAUUAAACAUACGAUAUGAGCAACGCAAUGAACCCAAAGAUGGCGAUAAAUUCAGAUCACCUAUUAUCGUACCAAUUCUAUCCACCUUGUUUUGUAUUUUCCUUAUAGUAACACCUUUUGUUUCAAGUCCACAAGUAGAAUUCCUGUAUGGCAUAGCUAUUGUUGCAGUAGGGUUUUUCAUUUACAUACCUUUUGUACAUUUCGAGUUAAAAGUCCCAGGGAUAGAUACUGUAACGAUGAUCUUUCAGCUUAUUUGUAACAUUCGUCCUGUUGAGAAAUCACUGUAAGUGAACGUUUAUACAUGUAUAUAGUUGGCAAGACAGUGAAUAUUCGUAUGCGCUGUUGUUGUAUUUACAUCAAUUUACAGAAGCAAUUUGAAAUCCAUUUCCAAACGAAAUAUAAUAACAUAAUAUGUUCGCCCUCUCCCAUUUGCUUUGAAUUGAAUAUUUUCAUGUAUCCUUUCAGUAUAGCGCAUGGAUAGCGGACUUAACACUUAAAUUAAUCGUACAAAU